This is a messenger RNA of Neopsephotus bourkii (Bourke's parrot), 6448 nucleotides long. RefSeq names its product tankyrase 1 binding protein 1 (gene CNOT12). NCBI's taxonomy places the organism in Eukaryota, Metazoa, Chordata, Aves, Psittaciformes, Psittacidae. The record is from RefSeq and is a predicted model, not a curated record. The coding region runs from base 236 to 6349 and encodes 2037 amino acids. Gene Ontology annotation, biological process: double-strand break repair; cellular response to ionizing radiation. Gene Ontology annotation, cellular component: heterochromatin; nucleus. The transcript is spliced from 14 exons.
UGACGCCCGGGGAAGGGGGUGGACCCCGGCGAGGAGAGGAGGGGAGGGGAGGGCAGGGCCGGGCCGGGCGGGGAGGAGGCACCGAGCGGGUUUUUCCUGUCCCCGCAGCCCCGGUGAGUCACGGGAGCGGCGGCGGCGGCACCCCCCGUGUCCCCGGCGCACCCCGGACAUGCGGCCGCUGCCAGGGAGGGGCUGACCCUGCCCGUGCCCAGUGAGUCCCGGUCCCAGUUCGGCCAUGGCCUCGCAGCCGCAGUCCCUGCACCCGGCGCUGCCCUGCGCCGCACCGGCAGGCACCGGGGGGCUGGUGGGCGGCAGCCCCGACACAGGCGCUGCCCGGCCCAAGCCCCCGCUGCGGCCCAAGCCCCGUGUGCUGCCCAAGCCGGCCGUGCCUGCCAAGACCCCGCUGCCACUACCGGGCCCGCGGCACCCGCGCCCUGAGCUGCCCUCGGCAGAGAAGAUGAACCGCCUGGCUGGGCCCCAGCCCUACGGCACCGGCAGCGCGGGGGGGCCCCUCCGCCGGCCCUCCUUUACCAUCAAGUCCCCCCAUCAAGAGCCCCCCACCGAGAAGGGGCUGCCCUCCCCUGUAGCAGCAGCUGGGGAGGCCGUGGGAGCGACCCCCGGUGAGGAGCCCCCCCUGCCGCCGACCCCCUCCCGCAAGGGCCCGCCGCCCUUCAAGGUGACGCCGGUGCCAGUGGCCACCAAACUGGAGCGGUUCCCAGGCACCACCGUGGAGCAGAUCUUGGCCAAGAUGGACACCAGGGAGGGCCCAGGGAGCCCCGACCGAGCCCGGCUCUGCCCCGACCCCUCCUUGCGCUUCGGCUCCAAGCCCUUUGCUGCCUUCCGGAGGCGCCCCAGCGGGGAGGCGGAGGGAGCCACCCCCGGCGAGGCCCCCCAACCCGCGGCGGGUGAGCCGGGGCCGGGUGACGACGGAGACCCCACAGCCGAGAGGAGCGGCUCCCCCCCCGCCGGCCCGAGCAGCGCCGGGGCCCCCCGCGGACGCCGGAGGCCGCGCUCCCCCCCUGACCUCUCCUCUCUGCAGUUGGGCCCCCCCGGCUCUCCCAGGCCCCCCUCCUGCCCAGCUCUGGCCCCAGGGGCUCCCUCCCAGCCCUGUGCUGCAGCCCCUGGCUCCCCCAAUGCCCCCCCUGAGCUCCUGGCCCCCGGCUCCCCAACACGGGCCCCUGGCUCCCCUGAAUCCCAGCCUCCAGCCAGGGCCUCGGCCACCUCCAUCCAGGCUCCGGGGGCUCCCUCCUCCACAGCCGAGCCCCAGCUCAGCAUCUCCCGCUCCCCGGGCUCCCCCCACACGCCUGGAGAGGGGUCCCCCGAUGCAGCCACCCCCCCGGGCACCCCCGGGCUGCCCCCCAGGGCCAUCAGCCCCGCUGGCACUCCGGAGGUGCCCCCCAGGGCCACCUGCCCCCCCGGCUCUCCCGAGGCUGCUGUCCAGUACCCGGCCUCCCCCAGCCCACCCCCCGAGGCCCUGGGUAAAGUCUCUCGCCCCCCGGGCUCCCCAGAGGGACCCGAUGACCCCCCAGCAUCCCCACUGUCCUCUGAGGGUCCCAGCUUCAGCCCCGCUCCCCCCUGCAGGGACUCGGGGCUGCGGCGCUCAUCGGAGGGGGUGCUGCAGCCCCCAGGCACGGGGCAGGGCCUGGGGGGGCUGGGGGGCUCACUGGGUGCCCUGCCCCGGCCUGGGGACCCGCUGCCGGAGCCGGCCCUGGGCAGUGAAUCCAGCUGGAGCCUCUCCCAGUCCUUCGAGUGGACGUUCCCAGCACGGGGGGCCCGGCGGGGCCCAUCCCCGCCCCGCUCCCCCAUCCGGGAGACCGGCGACUCGGACGGGGAGGACCCGGCCCCUGGAGCAGAGGGGGCCCCGUGUCCGGGGGGCCCCGUGGCCCAGGCAGAGGCUGAGAGCUCGCCGGAGGAGGAUGGCGAUGGGGAGGCAGAGCAGGACGUGACACUGUGCGUGACGGAGCCUGGCCAGGACCCAGCUGAGCCCGAGCCCGAGCCCUGCACCGAGGCUGCCCCACCGGAUCCGGCCCCACCGCCUCCAGCCACGGUCACCGACUCGGUGUGGGCACCGGAGGGCGACUCUGCGUUGAGCCUGCAGGGCCCCGGCGGGCCAGGCCGGGCUGGAGGGUCCCCAAGGAGCCGCGAUGCCCCCGGUGACCCGGGCUGGCUGACGGAGCUGUUGGCAUCGCCCGGAGCCCACUCAGGACAGGGCACGGAGGGCCUCCUUGGCUGGUCACGAAAGGACCUGAGCAGUGAAUUCGGCAUCGGCACCCCCAGCCCCAGCAGCGCCUUCCGCUGGACCCGAGGGACAGACUGGCCCCCAGAGCCGCAGCGGGACCGGGAGUUCGGCACCGAACAGAGCUGGGGCAGCACCGGGGCUGGGGAGCAGCCCUUCGGCACCUCCAGGAGCGAGUGGGGCAGCGGCUGCCGAGGGACCGAGCUGCCGGGAGACGCGGGGCUGGGCCGCAGCGACUGGCACAGAGCCCCUGGCACUGGGGAGAGCGGCCGGCAGGAACAGGAGCUCAGUGCCAGCAAACCCACGUGGGGCACCAGCUACGGCUUGGACAGCACUGGCAGCGGGGACGGGAUCGGCUCCGGGAGCGCCGGCUGGAGCAGCAGUUACAGUGCGGGGGGAGCCCAGCGCCAGGAUGAGGAGCUAAGCUCCAGGCAGCCCAGCUGGGCUGGCAAGUACAGCUCUGGGGAUCCGGAGAGCCAGGACCAGGACAUCACACCAGCGUGGGCUGGCCAGUACGGCUCCAGGGAGCCGGAGAUGAAGGAGAGGGAGCUCAGCCCAGACUGGACCAGUAAAUACAGCAGCAGGGGUGCUGAGACCACGGACAAGGAUCUCACCCUGGGCUGGGCUGGCAGGUCCAGCACUGGGGACGCUGGGGCUGCAGGCAGAGAGUUCAGCCCCAGCAGAGCGGCCUGGGAUAGCCAAUACAGCACCAGUGACAUGGAGAGCCAGGACCGGGAAUUCAGCCCCAGCAGACCUGCAUGGACUGGUGAGUGCAGCACCCAAGGCACGGAGAGCCAGGACAGGGAGUUCAGCCCCAGCAGACCUGCAUGGACUGGUGAGUGCAGCACCCAAGGCACAGAGAGCCAGGACAGGGAGUUCAGCCCCAGCAGACCUGCAUGGACUGGUGAGUGCAGCACCCAAGGCAUGGAGAGCCAGGACCGGGAGUUCAGCCCCAGCAGACCUGCUUGGACUGGUGAGUGCAGCACCCAAGGCAUGGAGAGCCAGGACCGGGAGUUCAGCCCCAGCAGACCUGCAUGGACUGGUGACACCAGGGACGUGGAGAGCCAGGAUGGGGAGUUCAAACCCAGCAGACCGGCCUGGGAGGACAGAUACAGCACCAGGGAUGUGGAGAGCCAGGAUGGGGAGUUCAAACCCAGCAGACCGGCCUGGGAGGACAGAUACAGCACCAGGGACGUGGAGAGCCAGGACCAGUUCAAACCCAGCAGACCAGCCUGGGAGGACAGAUACAGCACCAGGGAUGUGGAGAGCCUGGACCAGGAUGUGGAGAGCCAGGACGAGUUCAGUCCCAGCAGACCAGCCUGGGAGGACAGAUACAGCACCAGGGACACGGAGAGCCAGGAUGGGGAGUUCAAACCCAGCAGACCAGCCUGGGAGGACAGAUACAGCACCAGGGAUGUGGAGAGCCAGGACCAGUUCAGUCCCAGCAGACCAGCCUGGGAGGACAGAUACAGCACCAGGGACGUGGAGAGCCAGGACCAGUUCAGUCCCAGCAGACCAGCCUGGGAGGACAGAUACAGCACCAGGGAUGUGGAGAGCCAGGAUGGGGAGUUCAAACCCAGCAGACCAGCCUGGGAGGACAGAUACAGCACCAGGGAUGUGGAGAGCCAGGACCAGUUCAGUCCCAGCAGACCAGCCUGGGAGGACAGAUACAGCACCAGGGAUGUGGAGAGCCAGGAUGGGGAGUUCAAACCCAGCAGACCAGCCUGGGAGGACAGAUACAGCACCAGGGAUGUGGAGAGCCAGGACCAGUUCAGUCCCAGCAGACCAGCCUGGGAGGACAGAUACAGCACCAGGGAUGUGGAGAGCCUGGACCAGUUCAGUCCCAGCAGACUGGCUGAGCCUGAUGGAUACAGCACCAAGGACAUGGAGAUCCAAGACAAGGAGUUCAGCCCUGCCAGACCAGCCAAAGCCAGCGAGCACAGCAUCGGGGCCAUGGAGACCUGGCACAGGGAGCUCAGCCCCGGCAGAUCGGCCUGGGAUGACCAAUGCAGCACCAGGGAUGUGGAGGCUUGGGGUGAGGAGCUCAGCCCUGGCAGACCAACCAGAGCCAGUGAGUGCAGCACCAGGGACAUGGAGAGCCAGGACAGGGAGUUCAGCCUGGCCUGCGAGGACAGACACAGCACCAGGGACAUGGAGAGCAAGGAGAGCGGGUUGAAACCCAACAAACCAACCUGGGCUCAUGAGCACAGCACCAGGGACAUGGAGAGCCAGGAGCAGGAGCUCAUCCCCAGCAGAGCAGCUGAGGCUGAUGGAGACAGGAGUAGGGACAUGGAGAGCCAGGAGCAGGAGCUCAUCCCCAGCAGAGCAGCUGAGGCUGAUGGAGACAGGAGUAGGGACAUGGAGAGCCAGGAGCAGGAGCUCAUCCCCAGCAGAGCAGCUGAGGCUGAUGGAUACAGGAGUAGGGACAUGGAGAGCCAGGAGCAGGAGCUCAUCCCCAGCAGGGCAGCUGAGGCUGAUGGAUACAGGAGUAGGGACAUGGAGAGCCAGGAGCAGGAGCUCAUCCCCAGCAGAGCAGCUGAGGCUGAUGGAUACAGGAGUAGGGACAUGGAGAGCCAGGAGCAGGAGCUCAUCCCCAGCAGGGCAGCUGAGGCUGAUGGAUACAGGAGUAGGGACAUGGAGAGCCAGGAGCAGGAGCUCAUCCCCAGCAGAGCAGCUGAGGCUGAUGGAUACAGGAGUAGGGACAUGGAGAGCCAGGAGCAGGAGCUCAUCCCCAGCAGAGCAGCUGGGGCUGAUGGAUACAGGAGUAGGGACAUGGAGAGCCAGGAGCAGGAGCCCAGCCCUGGCAGCCUGACCUGGGCCGGUGGGUGCAGCUCUGCAGACACCGGAGAUGAAGGGAGCGAGGUCAGGCCUGGCCACGCCACGAACCAAACGGAGCCUGUGGAUGCUGCUGCCGAUGGGAAGGAGGUGCCCGGCUCCCCCUGCCCCGCUCCCCCAUCGCAGGGUCCUGGCUGUGGCAGCGCUGAGCUCGGUGCCGCCGGCAGCAGGGACCGGGCUGAGCAGCCUGGAGCCCCCGAGCGCCACCGCCGGUUCAGCAGCACCGGCACAGAGCAGGACCUGGGCCCCUCCAGCGCCGCGGUGUCCCCCGGUGGCUCCCUGCCCUGGGGGGGUGUGAUGGGAGCCGCAGGGGACCAGCACCGGGAUGUCCCCUCGGGAGGAGCCUGCCUGCAGGAGCGCGGCUGCGGCGAUGCAGAGGCCCAGCGCCGGGAAUGGGCCGAUGCGUUCAGCGCCCGCUGCGCCGCGCGGAGCCGGGACAUCGGGGAGCAGCCCCCGGGAGGUGACGCCAGCCCCAGGCACAGCAGCAGCGUUGGCCCCUGGGACCCCAGCCUGCAGAUGGGUGAGCCCCCGGCCAUGGGGUCCCCCUGCACCGACCCACCCGGCCCUGCGGAGGAGGAGAGGGACCCCCUGGAGCUGACCCCUGCCCCGCGGAGCCCCGGGGCCCCCUCUCUGCUGCCAGAGGCUGUCGGUGGGACCCCACUGGACGCAGGGAGUGCAGCAGCCCCCGAGGACCACCCGGAUGGGAAGAGACCUCCCAGCUGGGAGGAGAAGAGGCUCCCCAUGGGCACCCCACAUCCCGAGGCACCCCCGGUCCUCCCCGGGCAGGAGUUCACCUUCCUGGAGGAGGCGGAGGUGCUGGACACCCGCGUGCUCCGCAGCAAGGCCGAGCUGGGCCGGCAGCGCAGGCACCGGGCUCCCGCGCUGCGCCCCGCGGCCGGCCCGGAGGGGGACGCGUGGCUCUUCCGUGACUGCAGCGAGCCCCGGCCCGCGGCGCCCGAGGACGAGGCUGCGGUGGAGCCCCGGAGCCGGCGGGCGGGCAGGGCCGGGAGGGGGCCGCUGUUCCCCAGCCUCAGCGCGGCCGCGCUCAAGGCCAAGCUGCGGGGCCGGAACCGCUCGGCCGAGGAGGGGCCCUCGCCGGGGGACAGCAAAGUGACCCCCCCCCGGGAGCCCCUUGUGCAGCGCUCCAAGUCCUGCAAGAUCCCCGGCCUGAGCGGGAAGCCCCUGGUGCUGCCCCCCAAACCUGAGCGGCCCUCGGGGUCCGAGGCCUCCCCCCCACACUGGCUGCAAGCGCUCAAGCUGAAGAAGAAGAAACCUUGAGGGGGGCUCCCCCCUGCCGGCCGCUGCCCCGGAUCAGGACACACACACACACACACACACACAUCUAUGCACUUUGUACCAUGCUCGCAGGGUCCCUGA